UUUUUUUUGAAUCCAGGCUGUCCGUCUUUGCCGUCCGCUCUCGCCUCGCUUCGCCUCGCCUGCUUUUCCUCCGCGCUGACGACGGGGUGUGACUGCUGCAGCUCUGCGAAAUUAAUCUCCCAGGGGAAAAAAAAAGAACAACCACCACCAACUCAACAUGGCCAGCAGAGGAACCGUCAAACCCAGCGGCAACUUCAACGCCAACGCCGACGCCGAGGUUCUGUACAAGGCCAUGAAAGGCCUGGGCACCGACGAGGACGCCAUCCUGCAGCUGCUGACAUCCCGCAGCAACGCCCAGCGGCAGCAGAUCGUGACCGUCUACAAGACGCUCUACGGAAAGGAUCUGAUACAAGACCUGAAGGGGGAGCUUGGGGGUAAAUUUGAGACCCUCAUCGUGGCCCUGAUGACCGCGCCCCUCGCCUACGAUGUCACGUUACUCCGCAACGCCAUCAAGGGGGCGGGCACCGACGAGAAGGUGCUGGUGGAGAUCCUGGCCUCCAGGACCCCUCAUCAGGUGAAGGACAUCGUAGCUGCCUACAGACAAGAGUACGACGACGACCUGGAGGAGGACGUGUCAGGCGACACCUCGGGUCACUUCAAACGGCUCCUGGUCAUCCUGCUCCAGGCCAGCAGGCAGAGCGGCAUCCAGCAGGCAAACAUCCAGGCUGAUGCCGAGGUCCUGUUCAAGGCCGGCGAGAACAAGUUCGGCACCGACGAGCAGACGUUUGUCACGAUCCUGGGAAACCGCAGCGCCGAGCACCUCAGAAAAGUGUUUGACGCCUACAUGAAGCUGUCGGGCUACGAGAUGGAGGAGAGCAUCAGGAGGGAGACUUCCGGAAGCCUCAGAGAGCUGCUGCUCGCCGUCGUGAAAUGUGCCAGGAGCGUCCCGGCCUACUUUGCUGAGACUCUCUACUACGCAAUGAAGGGUGCCGGAACCGACGACAACACCUUGAUCCGAGUGAUGGCCAGUCGCAGCGAGGUGGACCUGCUGGACAUCCGUUCUGAGUUCAGGAGGAUGUUUGCCUGCUCUCUCCACUCCAUGAUCCGGGGCGACACGAGCGGCGACUACCGCAAGGCUUUACUCCUCCUCUGCGGCGGCGACGACGCGUAACCACGGCAACGGGGACCAAGCCGACCCCCUCCUCCGGCGAGAUCGGGGCGACGGCCGAAGACACCGCGGAAACGCGUCGCCGACGGACGAGCCGUCGGGUGCUUUUUAAAACUCAGAUAACCGUUCCCACGAAAGGGAGCUAACGUUUCGCUUUCACGUCCAAACUGGUUUCUAACCGACGGGCCGCUAAUUCUACCGACCAUCCCAUUUCCGUGUUUGCACUUGUUUGACACUUGACUCGAUAAUAAACUUUUCCUUUCAUGAAGUACAAUCAAA
Messenger RNA from Syngnathoides biaculeatus (alligator pipefish), 1387 nucleotides. RefSeq names its product annexin A5b (gene anxa5b). Bases 158 to 1111 code for a protein of 317 amino acids. The transcript is spliced from 13 exons. The record is from RefSeq and is a predicted model, not a curated record. NCBI's taxonomy places the organism in Eukaryota, Metazoa, Chordata, Actinopteri, Syngnathiformes, Syngnathidae. Gene Ontology annotation, biological process: negative regulation of coagulation. Gene Ontology annotation, molecular function: calcium-dependent phospholipid binding; calcium ion binding. Gene Ontology annotation, cellular component: cytoplasm.